GGGCACCGAGUCGUCUGGCAAGACUGCGGGCACCGAGUUGUCUGGCAAGACUGCGGGCACCGAGUCGUCUGGCAACACCGAGUCGUCUGGCAAGACUGCGGGCACCGAGUCGUCUGGCAGAACAGCGGGCAUCGAGUCAACCAGGCGGGACUGAGGGCACCGAGGUCGCCUGGCAAGACUGCGGGCACCGAGUCGUCUGGCAAGACUGCGGGCACCGAGUCGUCUGGCAAGACUGCGGGCACCGAGUCGUCUGGCAAGACAGUGGGCUCCGAGUCAACAGGCACGACAGUGGGCACCGGGUCAUCAGGUAUCGGAUUGUCUGGCUCGACAGCGGGCAUCGGGUCACCAGGCAUCAGGUCAUUUGGCUUGCCAGCGGGCACCGCGUCAUCUGGCAAGGCAGUGGGCACCGGGUCACCAGGUAUGACAGCGGGCUCUGAGUCAAUUGGCACGACAGCGGGCACUGGAUCAGGUACCGGAUCAUCUGGAUCAACAGCGGCAUCGAGUCAACUGGCCUAAUAGGAUCGUCGGGCUGGAUCAGUUCAUCAUGCUGAGUAGUGGCAUCAGGCUGAAUGCAGGCAU
Molecule: messenger RNA, 579 nt
Organism: Staurois parvus
Lineage: Eukaryota; Metazoa; Chordata; Amphibia; Anura; Ranidae
Source: the annotation of a GenBank genome assembly